Messenger RNA from Haliotis rubra (blacklip abalone), 4292 nucleotides. Its product is annotated as serine/threonine-protein phosphatase 2A 56 kDa regulatory subunit gamma isoform-like. Gene Ontology annotation, cellular component: protein phosphatase type 2A complex; nucleus; cytosol. Gene Ontology annotation, molecular function: protein phosphatase activator activity. Lineage: Eukaryota; Metazoa; Mollusca; Gastropoda; Lepetellida; Haliotidae. The transcript is spliced from 16 exons. Gene Ontology annotation, biological process: protein dephosphorylation; signal transduction. The record is from RefSeq and is a predicted model, not a curated record.
CCUAAAUAGACCAAUCAUCUUCCUUGUUUAGUGUUGAGGCGAUCGAGUACGUCGAUAAUAGAGUAUCAACCUUCCCUGGGGUACAGGUCGCCGCUAGACAUGCCAAAUAAGACUAAGAAAGAAAAGACGACAACCAAGACAACGGGAAGUUCCAAAGCUGGCGGAAAAGAGGGUUCAGAGAAUGCGGAAAAUGAGGCAGCCAAAAAGAAAGCUCAGCAGAAUAACGAGACACAUCCACCUCCAGCCCAAAUAAACAAGAUCAAGUUCACAGGACCCCCUCAUGUCAAGAAGGACAAAAGACAAAACUCUUCACGAUUCAAUGUUUCAAAAAACAGAGAACUGCAGAAAUUGCCACCUCUCAAAGAGGCAACGCCGGCUGAGAGGGAGGAGCUGUUUGUGCAGAAGAUCCGCCAGUGUUGUGUGCUUUUUGACUUCGUGCAAGACCCACUGAGUGAUCUGAAAUGGAAGGAAGUGAAAAGGGCAGCUCUCAACGAGAUGGUGGAGUAUGUCACCCAGAACAGAGGUGUCAUCACAGAUGCCAUUUACCCAGAGGUUAUACACAUGGUGAGUAUUACAUUCAGAUCCUAGCGUUACCAUUGAUAACUUAAUACCAUGAUGUCAAGUGCAUGGUGUGUAAUACAUUCAGAUCCUAAUGAACCAAACUCUAGAGGACAGGAAGAUGAACCAACUCUAGAGGCAGCCUGGCCACACCUACAGCUGGUGUAUGAGUUUUUCCUCCGGUUUCUGGAGUCUCCAGAUUUUCAACCAAAUACAGCAAAGAGAUACAUAGAUCAGAAGUUUGUCCUGCAGCUUCUUGAUUUAUUUGAUAGUGAAGAUCCCAGGGAACGAGAUUUCUUGAAAACAAUAUUACACAGGAUAUACGGAAAGUUCCUGGGUUUGCGGGCAUACAUACGAAAACAAAUUAAUAACAUAUUUUAUAGGUUUAUUUAUGAAACAGAGCAUCAUAAUGGUAUUGCAGAAUUGUUAGAAAUCUUGGGAAGUAUAAUAAAUGGGUUUGCUCUUCCCCUGAAGGAAGAGCACAAAGUAUUCUUGCUGAAAGUAUUACUCCCUCUGCAUAAGGUGAAAUCUCUAAGUGUGUACCACCCUCAGCUGGCCUACUGUGUGGUGCAGUUCCUAGAGAAAGACCCCAGUCUCACAGAACCAGUUAUCAUGGGGCUGUUGAAAUUCUGGCCCAAAGUGCACAGUCCAAAAGAGGUGAUGUUUCUGAAUGAGCUCGAGGAGAUCCUUGAUGUGAUAGAACCAGCCGAGUUCACCAAGGUGAUGGGUCCUCUCUUCAAACAACUGGCCAAAUGUGUCUCAAGUCCACACUUCCAGGUUGCAGAGCGGGCUCUGUACUACUGGAAUAAUGAGUACAUCCUUAGUCUAAUCAGCGACAAUGUUAGUACCAUCCUCCCUGUAAUGUUCCCAGCUCUCUAUAAGACCAAACAACAUUGGAACAAGACAAUACACGGGUUGAUCUACAAUGCUCUGAAGCUCUUCAUGGAGAUGAACCAGAAACUGUUUGAUGACUGCACUCAGCAAUACAAGGCAGAGAGACAGAAGUGGGGAAAAGAGAAAAACAAACAAAGAGAAGAGGCGUGGACCAAAAUCCACACCCUGGCCAAGGACAAUCCACAGUUUAGAUCAUUAGGGAGUACCACACCGACGGAUAUGUCGGCCAACCCCGGUAACUCACCGGUACCCAACAACACGGCAGAGGAGGAGGGGGACAUGAACCUUACCAUGGAAAAAUUGGAAAACGAGGCUAAGGAGAUUACCAAGAAAAAACCAAAAGACAAGCCCCUUUUACGACGUAAAUCCGAAUUACCACAUGACAUGACUAUGAUUAAAGCAUUGGAGAGCCACACACGGUCAGAUGAAUAUCUGUCUAACACCUCCGAAAGCAAUUGACGACGAUGGACGAGCGUCUGCAGAGGCAGAGGAUAGCAGGGGAUUGGUGUUGCCUUAGACUAACCAGGGCGGGAGGGAGGGAGGGGAUUUGUGGCUUUACCCACCCCACCCUGUUACCCCGCUGACCAAAUAUAGAGAUGAAGAAAGCAUGCAGUUUGAGCAACUCUUAAUAUCUGCGACUGAAGUAGUGUAGAUAGAAAACACUGACAUUUUAUUGUACAUAGCCCUGAUUCAAUGAUACUGUUUUACUGUUUGUGUACAGGCAUAGAGUGUGCGCUAUCCACCACCAAUCUGCCUGUGUGGUAGCCCACACCGUUCUGCAACUAAUAACGUUCAAACUGCUUGCUUCCUUCCUCCUCCAAGCUUGUAGGUUGGCCAUUUCGGCUUCCAUAAUGAGGUUUGAAAGAGAGGCUGACAAUGAAUGGAAUAUUAGAUGUGUGACGAGGCACUUAAUGUAUUAUUUAUUUACUCUCUGAGAGGUGAGGACUGUGAGUUUGGUGCGAGUAUACCCGCAAGAGACAUAGGUAGUCAGAAUAUUAUUACUACCAUGUGUUUGACCUAUCAUUCGCGCAUAAGACAACCCACUUUCAAUCAGGUGGUAAAUCAUGUAACUAUUGAAUGCGUGUGUUUGUGACUAGUCCAUUAAUUCCACACUUUCACGAUAAUCAGCUCACUCACUUGUCACUCUUCAACUUUUGAUUGUGUGCGUGCAUGUCUGUGCGAGUGUGUGUAUUAUGUUCAAUCUCCACUUCCACUCUUUUCUUACCUGUUGGCUCAAUCCUAAUUUACGGCUCAUAAUUCCAGUCACUUGGUGACGUUUAUUUCUCAACAUGUGUGUUUGUUCUUCAUAAAUUAAGCUUCCAAUACUUCUUUCACAGAGUGACUUUUUUUUCCCCAAAGAAACAAAGCUGUGUGUAUGAAUAAUUCUUUUAUCUUUUUGUUUGUCCCAAAAAUGUUUUUUGAAGUCUCGUGAUUGUACAAUCAUGGGGUUUCUAUUUUGAGAGUUCUGACUGAAUCAUUUGUAAAGUGAAUAGCCCUCUUUGUAUACCUGAUAUACUCCAGAAUGAUGUACCUUGUAGCAGGUAAUUGCAUUAUAGAUGUAUUCCUUGCAGAUGCAUACGUUUUAUCUUGACUGUAAAGGAACCAAAAUUAUAGGAUAGAGAAGUGUAAAUUGUUGAUGAUUUAUCUUUGUAUACUAAUAUUUACUGUACUUUGUAUUAUAUAGGUUCUGUGCUUAAUAUGCAAACUGUGUCCACGCAUGAUCAAGAAGCAUGUUAUUUUCCACUGGUCCAGCCUUGUUGGAUUUUCUUCCUGAUAAACAGUGCGUGUAAGGCCCAUUUUGUCGAGAGCCUUGACUUUUGGGCUGAUCUUGAUAUUACUGGUUAAUUUCUGAUUGAGGAAGAACAUAUCAAUAUGAUGAAUGUAAUGAUUAUUUUAAAAAAAAUUCAGUUCUUUAUUUUUCUUGUCUGGUAACACAUGUUGAUGUGUCAGCGAGAUGUAUCAACAAGAAAUUCUCUGUUUCUGUUGUGCAGAUUGAUCUUAGCCCUAAGAUGAUCGUACGCCUCUGUAAAAGAAUGGGAGUUGUGAUCACUUCAGGGCUAAGAUGGCUUCGUGCACCAGGGCCCCGAGUGUUACAUGCUAAAGGAGGGCUUUGUACACAAUAAUUUUUCAAAUAAUUUUUAUUAAGCGUGUUUUGAAAAUACUAGAUUCAAAAAUGGUGCCUGUGAUCAUUGUACAGCCAGAGCAGCAUCUGGAAACUGCACUAAUCCGAAGAAAAUUCAACAUUGCCUGUGACCUGUUAAAUGCCCGGUUGAGAAAAAGUAAUAUUUUAGCUUGUUCGAAUGACUGGUAUGCAAGCUAGCGUAUGGGUGUGAGAGAAAUUAUGAGCAAUGCUCAUUGUUAUUGUUUCCGGCUUAUUGCAUUGAGCCGCAUGAGUGAUAUAUGUCAUUGUAUGUAGUGAUAUCAAAGUGGUCAUGAAAUUCUGUGAAGCCUUUUGAAGGCAUUUUUUAUUUGAAACAAUCCUUUUCUAACAUUUCACAAGGCAACCGAACAUCUGUGAUUAUCUUCUGGGUGUAAUGUUAGUGGAGGUCAUUGGGGCAUCAGUUUGUAGUGUGCUCCAGCAGCGGAAUGUAGAACCAUGAAGUCUCUUGUUGAAUGUAUAGGAUUCAUGCCAUGAACUAUGUUAAUAUCUCCUCAUCUCGGCAGGAGAUGUUAUUUUAUUCAGCAAGAAAGCUUUUAGAGGUAAGGAGUAAUACCAAUUUUAUAAUGAAGGUGUCCUUUUAUCUGCAUAUGAGUAUAAUAUGAAAACUUGAUAAUCACUUUGUUGAGACUAUAACAAUGUUCAAAUGUGGGACUUUUAAUGUAAUAAAUGCAUAUUUUUA